This is a messenger RNA of Nerophis lumbriciformis (worm pipefish), 3644 nucleotides long. RefSeq lists its product as uncharacterized. Gene Ontology annotation, biological process: regulation of DNA-templated transcription. The record is from RefSeq and is a predicted model, not a curated record. Gene Ontology annotation, molecular function: DNA-binding transcription factor activity; protein dimerization activity. NCBI's taxonomy places the organism in Eukaryota, Metazoa, Chordata, Actinopteri, Syngnathiformes, Syngnathidae.
ACCCUGCGAGCUGAACCCUGGUUGUACGACACAUUACAAACUGACUCCUUCGCCGCGAGCAGCAUCUAAUCGGAGGAACAAUCGACAUAUAUAUAUAUAUAUAUAUUUUUUUUUAAUCGUUACAUUUCGAUUAGAGGAGCGGGGGAUGUUGGGAUUAGACACCUUUCGCCGCGUAAGGAGAUCCCGCAAAAUAGGCGUGCUGCGGCCCAGCUCCCCACAGACCACGCCUACUUGGCGCGCUACCUUUUGCUUCUUCUUGAACUUUCCACGCGGAAUUAUUCUCCCCACGAUGUAAUGAUCACUCCCACCCAACCCCGUGGACCUCCUAGGGACACUUCUGACACUUUUUGUCCUCUUCUGUCAACUAGUCGGAACAAUGUUUAUCUCCAAAGCAGAAGGAGUCAUGCAGGGUCUGCCUUACAUCUCCUACUUCUUUGACGAAGAGUUCUUCCAAAAACUGUUGAAGGACCUCCAGUCCAUAGUGACGCCCCCCCAGUCCCCCUCCAAGAAGACGGGCGGCGAUGACGACCAGCUGGGCUCCGUCUCGGAGAGCCACGACGUGCAGUUGGACUGGAACUGCAGCGUCUACCGCGCUGACGGGGCGUCCGCCGACAAGCCGCCGUCCCUCCUGGCGAAGAGCGGCGAGGACAAGCCGGUGUCCCCCGUGCAGUCGGACAUCGACGUCGAGGGGCUGGACGACCAGAACCUGAUGGUGACGCAUGAUUCCAGCGAGACCUUGUCAGACUGUGGCGGCGAGCUGUCCCUGUACCUGUCCAGCGACUCAGACCAAGAGAUUGACGUUGUGACGGUGGGACAUUGCUCUUCACUCUCCGCCUGCCAGCUGAAGGAGGAGAAGGAGCGGAGGAAGAAGAAGGAGCAGCAGCAGCAGAGGAAGAAGAAGGAGCAGCAGCGGAGGGAAAAGGAGCAGCAGCAGAGGAAGAAGAAGAAGAAGGAGCAGCAGCAGCGGAGGGAAAAGGAGCAGCAGCAGAGUAAGAAGAAGGAGCAGCAGCAGAGGAAGAAGAAGGAGCGGCAGCGGAGGAAGAAGGAGCGGCAGCGGAAGAAAAAGGAGCAGCAGCAGAGGGAGGAGCAGCAGCAGAGAGAGAAGCAGCAGCAGAGGGAGGAGCAGCAGCAGAGGGAGGAGCAGCAGCAGAGGGAGGAGCAGCAGAGGGAGGAGCAGCAGCAGAGAGAGGAGCAGCAGCAGAGAGAGGAGCAGCAGCAGAGGGAGGAGCAGAAGCAGAGAGAGGAGCAGCAGCAGAGGGAGGAGCAGAGUGCUUUCCAGCUGUUAGUGAUCCAGCAGCAGCACAACUACGCUGCUCCUCUGCCCUCCAUGUCACCCUGCUCAUCCAACAAGGAUGUGUCGUGUCCCACUCACAGCUCCUCCUCCUCCUCCUCGCCGCCCACACGCCACCGCCACGAGCACAGCUCGUCUCGGAGCUCGUCAGACUCGUCGUCGGAGGACGAGCGGCGGUGGACGCACAACGUGUUGGAGCGCUGGCGGCGCAAAGAGGAGAAGACAAGCUUUGACAGACUGCGCAAGCGCGUGUGGGAGCUGUCCUCCGACGACAGGACGCCCAAGAUUGUGAUCCUGCAGAAGGCCACAAGCUGCAUCUACCGCCUGCAGAGGGACCACGCCAGGCUGUGCGCCCAAAAGAGGAAACUUCAAGCCAGACACAAAGCACUCAAAGCCAGACUGCAGAAGCUCACAGGUGACGGCGCGCAGUCGGCGGAGCUUGUGAGACAGGAACUGGACAAUGACUGAGUCUGGACUGGACAUAGGAGACGUCACACUGCAACAUCCACACCUUUGAAUAGAUUGAGGUUGUCGCCAUAGCAACCACUGAUCCUUCCAUCCUCCAGUAGAACGUCAAGAUGUUGGGUUCUUGCUGCUCAAAGCUUUCAGGCGGAUGCUUGCCUCCCUGGUGACACCUUCAGGUUCUGCAGGGAGGAACGCGCCACGUUGCUUCUUCAACUUGGCCAACGUGAGCCCAGGUGAGAAAUGUCACUUCCUGUUUCAGCGUCAACAGGAAGUGAAGCUGGACACUUGUUUUUUUUUUAUUGGUGAGUUGCAAACACCUUAUUUGCAUUGCGACAACAGCAGCAAGUUGUAGCAUUAAAGGGUGUGACGCAUAUUUGUUAUGGUCGGGUUUAGCAGAGUGCAAGAGUUAGAUGUUCUCCAACUCUCCUUUCUAGCAAGGAGAUUGUAAGGGUUGAAGCAAAUGAAUGAUAUUUCCAGUAUGAACGUUUCCUCAUAGGAGCCCAGCAGGCACAAGACAUUGAUACCACGUUGAUUAUACGUACACGUCCUUUAAAAUGACUUUGAAACAACGUUGCAAUAUAGUUGUAUUGGUCAGUUGACGUUGGAUCCACGUUGUUGGUUGGAAAAUGACCAAAAUUCAACGGUCAAAUCAACGUCAGAACCCAACAUUGAUUAAACGUCGUAUUUGUGUUAAAUAUAUUGGUUGGGAAAUGACCAAAAUUCAACGGUCAAAUCAACGUCAGAACCCAACAUUGAUUAAACGUCGUGAAAAAGCAUGUUGUUUCAACGUUGUGUUUAAGUUGCUAGUUCAACCAGUUCUCAACGUUGUUUUAAUGUCUGGUGCCUGCUGGGAAGUUAGUCAUAUUGUGAAGUUGCCCUGCCCACUUUGUCCAAUCUCUCCAAACUCAUCCCAAUCGUUUUGUUGUUAAAAGGUUAAUAACUUACAAGCUGUCUUAUUAAUGUUUAAUCGACAUGUUACAAAUCAUAACUACGCCUCAACUAUGUCCACAUCUCCCCAAACCUCUUCCAUUGGUUUUUGCUACAAAAACUAUUAUAGGAAUUACGUUAACGAAUUUGAUUCAUAACCAGCGCCACAAAGUGUUAGUAACUUAAAAAUUAUAAUAGUUAGACUGAAAUUAUUUUCAGCAAAAACAAUUGGGAUGGAUUGGGGAGAUUUUGAGAAGGUGGGACGGGGGGUUAUGAAUCACAAGUCAUUAAUAACUCAUGGUUUUCGCAGGGCAUUAACAAAAAUUGAUGGUCAUUAAAUGGAUUUUGCAAAAAUGAAGGCUUGAAAUGGGAAUAAAAAGCAUUAAAUUCGAUGUCCAGGGGCAUUUAACAUGUUUGUACAAUUGUAGGACCCUCCAAGGUUUCCCAUUGGGUUGAGUUUUUCCUUGGCCUGAUGUGGGAUCUGAGCCCAGGAUGUUGUGUCGGAUGUUGAGACACUUUUGAUUGAGGGUUACAUAAAUCUUUGAUUGAUUGAUUGAUUGAUUGAUUGAUUGAUAGGACCUGGCCGAUAGUAGUAAGUCAAUCCAUCGAACGGUAAAUGAAAAUGGACUCAAUAAAUUUGCCGUCCUCGAUAAAUUGCUAAGUCUAUCUGUGUUUCUUUUCUUCGACUCCGGCUUUCAUAUGGCAGGCAUGUGAGCACCCUUUGAGGGGAAAAAAAGAGGAACAUUUCUACAAGCACAAAGUGCUGCCCCAAAAGGAAAUUUUGAAAAUCAAGACUACAUUUCCUGCAAUUGGGUGAAUUUCUUCGCUAUAUUUCACCUUUUAGAUUUAUUUUCAUCUAACAACCUACUGUGUUUUGAUUUUUGACAAAGACAUGUCCAAUUUAAUGUGUUUUUUGGUCAUUAAAAUGUCAUGUAAAAUUCUAUGACAAGCAUGCAAACGU